GAGUAUAGAUUAAACGGGCGUUAACUCAAGUGAAGCCAAAGCCAAAGAAGCAUCCGCUAUCCCCGAGCACGAGCUAACGGUACAACUGCCGUGCCGCGCGCGCAUACAGAACCAAUGAGUUGGUUGUGUGCAGGUGCAAGGAGGGAAGCCGGCGAGCUUAUGCUGACCGCAGAGGCGCCGCCGAAGCCACGAGCACGGAAUAGUACCAGCCACAUAGAAACGUAUCUCAAAUAUGUAAAGUUCGCCACGAUUGUCGUCGUGGGUCUCCGUGUCCGAAAUAAUACGGCGGCAUUGAUCGAUCAUUGGUGUCGAACGGAUUUCGCAGUAUUCAAUAUUCCAAUUCGAGAGGCGAAUAAGCGGAGAGUUUGGAGUGUCGGAUGGUAGGAUCGAGAUAGCUACAGGUUAUUUAUACCGCGGAGAAGUGGCAGGGAGCAGUAUAUAGUAGCGCAGGUCACAAAUUGACAAUAGAUAAAAUAUGGCUACUCACUCGAGACCAGACACGAAUAAAGUUUGUUGUUACGCUCAUCCAGAUGCUCCACUGAUAGAAGAUUACAGAGCCGGUGACCAAAUCUGUUCGGAAUGUGGAUUGGUCGUAGGAGACAGAGUGAUCGACGUAGGAUCCGAAUGGAGAACGUUCAGUAACGAAAAGGCUGGCGUUGAUCCAUCUCGUGUUGGUGGUCCAGAAAAUCCUCUACUAAAUGGUUCAGAUUUAUCUACGAUUAUUGGACCUGGCACGGGAGCUGCAUCGUUUGAUGCGUUUGGGGUUUCAAAAUAUCAGAAUCGUCGAACUAUGAGUAGUUCAGACAGAACAUUAGUAAAUGCAUUUCGUGAAAUUAAUGCUAUGGCGGAUAGGAUUAAUCUUCCAAAGACUAUAGUGGACAGGGCAAAUAAUCUUUUCAAACAAGUACACGAUGGUAAAAAUCUGAAAGGUCGUGCAAACGAUGCUAUAGCCUCAGCAUGUUUAUAUAUCGCUUGUCGACAAGAGGGAGUGCCUCGUACAUUUAAAGAAAUCUGUGCCGUCAGUAAAAUAAGUAAAAAAGAAAUAGGCCGAUGUUUUAAGCUCAUUCUAAAAGCGCUGGAAACCAGUGUCGAUCUUAUCACUACGGGAGAUUUUAUGUCGAGAUUCUGUUCAAACUUGGGAUUACCAAAUAUGGUGCAGCGAGCAGCUACGCACAUAGCGAGGAAAGCUGUCGAAUUGGAUAUUGUGCCUGGCAGAUCACCAAUAUCCGUCACUGCUGCCGCUAUUUACAUGGCUUCACAAGCUUCCGAAGACAAGAGAUCGCAAAAGGAAAUAGGAGACAUCGCUGGAGUUGCUGAUGUAACAAUAAGACAAUCGUAUAAACUGAUGUUUCCACAUGCGAUACAUCUAUUCCCAGAAGACUUCAAAUUUGCAACUCCUAUCGAUCAAUUGCCGCAAAUGUAGAUAUGAUUACGUUGCGAUAUACUAUUCAUCCUAUUGUUUUUAAAUAGUUUUUGCCAAUUACCUGAAUAUUGAAAUUGAGCACUCUCACUUGUUUA
This is a messenger RNA of Ceratosolen solmsi marchali, 1518 nucleotides long. RefSeq names its product transcription factor IIB (gene TfIIB). The transcript is spliced from 6 exons. The record is from RefSeq and is a predicted model, not a curated record. Gene Ontology annotation, biological process: transcription preinitiation complex assembly; transcription initiation at RNA polymerase II promoter. Gene Ontology annotation, cellular component: transcription preinitiation complex; nucleus. NCBI's taxonomy places the organism in Eukaryota, Metazoa, Arthropoda, Insecta, Hymenoptera, Agaonidae. The coding region runs from base 476 to 1423 and encodes 315 amino acids. Gene Ontology annotation, molecular function: RNA polymerase II general transcription initiation factor activity; TBP-class protein binding.